AUGUCUUCGGGUCAAUAUUACACAGAAAAGGAUGCCUUUUUCGUUAACUCAAGUGAAAGUAUAAAAUUUGAAGUCUUACAUUAUCCUCCCGCCAAUAUAAUAUCGAAUAAUCCUCCAAUUUUAUUCAUUCAUGGAUUAAGUCUUGCGGCUUGGAUUUGGGAUAAUUUUUGUCAUUGGUUCUCGUAUAAAGGACAUGAUUGUUACGCUAUGAGUUUUCGAGGACAUGGACAAAGUACAAAGACUCCAAAGAAAGAUAAAUGGUGGUCAGUAAAUGACAUUACAAAUGAUGUAUCAGCCGUGACUGAUGCAAUAAUUGCUAGAACUGGUGAUAAACCUGUUCUCGUUGGACAUUCAAUCGGAGGAGGAAUUGUUCAAAAUUAUCUAAAAAAUAAUCAACAGAAAGUGGCGGGUGGUGUCUUAUUUGCCUCAUUUUCACCGUACAUCUACAAAACAAGUGCCUUCAAAUACACUCGUAAAAUGUUUUCAAAUACGCCAAUUCUUGCUAUCCUCAAAGCGCUAUUUACAUUAAAUCCGUAUGCAUUAAUUGGAACUCCUGAAUUAAUGAAAAGGUUUUCCUUUUCUAAAGCAUUUCCUGAUUCUAUGGCUAAGGAUAUUCAUCCAAAACUCAAAAAGGUUAGUUUUAUCACUGUUUGGAAUGAACUUCUUAAACCUUUUGUUGAACCUUCGAAAAUUAAAUGUCCUAUGAUUGUGAUUGGUGCCGAAGAAGAUAAACUUUUUGAUUUAAAAAUCAUAAAAGAAACUGCUGAAGCUUAUGGUGUUGGUUUUGAUAUCAUUGGAGGUGCGGCUCACAAUAUUAUGUUGGACCUUACAUGGGAGGAUGCUGCUAGCGUAACUUUCAAUAGAAUCCAAGAAAAAGUUGUAAACAAGGAAUUAUAA
This is a messenger RNA of Funneliformis caledonium, 897 nucleotides long. The record is from the annotation of a GenBank genome assembly. NCBI's taxonomy places the organism in Eukaryota, Fungi, Glomeromycota, Glomeromycetes, Glomerales, Glomeraceae.